Molecule: messenger RNA, 646 nt
Organism: Drosophila rhopaloa
Lineage: Eukaryota; Metazoa; Arthropoda; Insecta; Diptera; Drosophilidae
Exons: 1
Coding region: 47-490 (147 amino acids)
Source: RefSeq, a predicted model, not a curated record
UCGGGAUAUCUAGAAUAAAACUUAUAUUUGUAUUUAUUUAAGAAUAAUGGGACCCUUCGGCACUUAUCUUGCGUUGAUGACCGCCGCUUGGGGAAUGCAGCUUUGCCCUCGACUCUAUCUUGGUUCGAGUCAAUCGGUGUUAAGACUGCAGAUCUCCAGCUUAACUCGGGCCUUUAUUGAGGCCAAUCUAUAUACUCUAAUUACGAUGAUGAUUCUACUGCUGCCCUUCAAAAUGUUUACAACCCGGCAGCAACGUAACUUCAAGUUCAUCUUUGUGAUGCCCUAUUUGCUGCAGUAUAUCAGCUGUUUCUGGAGCACUACCCAAAAUAUAAAGGAGCUUCUGACGUCACCUGCGAUGCUGGCGGUGGAGGAUUACGUCACAGUGCACCUAAAAAUGAUUCUGAUCCUUGGUCUGCAGCUGCUCGCAAUGAUAGAAAUGGCUUUCGUUCUGUUUUACAUCCUGAAGAAGGAGGUGGCUAAAUAUAAAUGAUCUGGAGGUGGAGAAGACAAAAGCAGGAGCUGUAAGAUUAAAUUAAAGCUCAUACCCUUGCGCCAACUCCUUUCAACAAUUAGCAGCGGAUUAUUUGAUUAGCUUGCUAAUUGCCUUGUUCUUAGCACCGCACCAAAUAAAUUUUGUGAACACUUA